AUGGUCAGACCAUUCAAUACAUUGGAAAAUAUCAAAGAAAAUGGCGGAGUUACUCUUCAUACAAAUGGGAUUGAUACCUCUGUCCUCCCAUUUGACGCCUGGGAACGUGUUAUAGCACUCGGGAAAGCACUACAGACUAAUAUUCUGCUGGUUUUGGACGACAUUGCAAAUAAUUAUCACGUCGUCGAUAAGAUCCACGAAUUCAAGUCCACUAUGACCGCCAUCAUGGUCAAGGCCAGUGGCCUUCGUGAAGAUCUGAGCAAAGCCGCGGAGGCCCAUGGGAUUACUCUAGAGGCUUUGUCCGACGAGCUGGCUGCGCUCUUUGCUAAGGUGCUUGAUGAGCUCCAGGUGGAGUUCCCUGCACCAGAUGAAGCACCGAGCCACGAAUUACGCAAAGAGAUGGUCUCGCGGGUAUUGGAUCGGGUUGAAGAGGAAAUUGUUCAUAUAGGAGUCAAGUAUGGCGUCUCAGAGACUAACCUGAGGGCACACAUUGAUGGUAUCAAGUCACCCAUCGAGAAGCUAACAAUACUCACCGGAGACUUGAUAGAAGAGCACCCUGUGCUCUUUGAUGUACUGGUAGUCACCGCAAGCAUAAUGCUUAUACCCGAGGGUUUUAUUUUGCGUCCCCUUUUGAGUCUUUUUGGUUUCGGGCCAUACGGGCCAGUGAAAGGUAGAUCAGCUGCAGCAUGGUGCCAGCGUCGUUUCUUUGGUGCAGUUGUGACCAAGGGCAGCUGGUUCUCACUCUUGCAACGUGCUGGAAUGAGGUUUGUUACCUCUUGGUGGGAAAAGCUGGUAGUGGGGAUUGGCGCUGCGCUCGUCGCUAUUGGAGUGAAACGCGCCUGAUGAGAGUACUUCUUUUACGAUCGCAAUACGAUAUUACCUGUGUUAUGCCCCUGAGUAGGUGCCAUACUGCUCUCGAAAUAUUUAAUAUACUACCAGUUCACGU
Molecule: messenger RNA, 946 nt
Organism: Serpula lacrymans var. lacrymans S7.9
Lineage: Eukaryota; Fungi; Basidiomycota; Agaricomycetes; Boletales; Serpulaceae
Exons: 3
Coding region: 1-843 (280 amino acids)
Source: RefSeq, a predicted model, not a curated record